AUGGCUACCAACACGAAGCGAGAAAUAGUAAUAAUCGGUGGUGGUAUUAUCGGAUCUUGCUCGGCUUAUUAUUUGACCAGACAUCCUUCAUACGAUCCGGCGCUGCACAAAAUUACACUUCUUGAAGCUUCAGAGAUCGCAGGCGGGGCUUCUGGUAAAGCCGGAGGUCUACUCGCGCUCUGGGCUUAUCCCAGCUCUAUUGUACCGCUGAGCUUCAAAUUACACGCCCAGCUUGCCAAAGAACACAACGGGAAAGAUAGAUGGGGCUACCGGGAGGUGAAUUGCGGCCAAUUGAUUGCGAAAGGUCAUGCAGCCCAAGACAAAAAGGAAGGGACUGGUCCGUCGGUUUCACUACAAAAGCGUGAUCCAGCUGCAAUUGGAAAGUUGAGAGCAGCUGGCAUACCGCCAGAUUUAGACUGGCUCAACGCAGAUAGCCUUCGCGGAUAUGAAAGUAUGAGCGGCCCUGGAGAGACAGCGCAGGUUCAUCCAUACCUUUUCACGACUUCUAUUACCAAGCUGGCCGAGGAGAAAGGUGUCAAUAUAGUCUUGGGAAAAGCCACUGGAAUAGACCAGGAAUCCGAUGGAGUCAAAUCUAUCUCAUAUACAGAUAAAGCUUCUGGUGAAUCGCGUACUAUCCCCGCGACAGAUGUCAUUGUAUCGGCAGGUCCAUGGACACAAGCUGUUUAUCCCCCUGCGCCAAUAUCUGCGACUCGAGCACACAGUGUUGUCAUCCGUCCAACGAGGCCUGUAUCUGCCUAUACCCUUUUCACAAAUAUAGAAUUGCCAUCACCGUCUAACCCAAAAAGGUCCACGGUUACGACGCCAGAGAUAUAUGCUCGUCCAGAUGACACAGUCUAUGCUUGUGGAGAUGGGGAUCAUCUAGUUCCACUUCCGGAAACAACAGCAGAUGUCGAAGUGGAUGAGUUGCUCUGCCAAGAUAUCAUCAAUUCUGUUGGGAGUAUCUCGGAUGAGCUGAAAUUCGGCGACGUUGCGAAGCGUCAAGCCUGCUAUCUGCCCAAUGUUGCAGCGGGCGGAGGGCCUCUAAUCGGUCACACCGGGAUUAAAGGCUUGUACCUUGCAAGUGGUCAUACCUGCUGGGGGAUUCAGAAUGCUCCUGGAACGGGGAAGCUUAUCAGUGAAUUUGUUUUCGAAGGCAGUGCAAAGAGCGCCAAGAUUGCUGCUCUGGAUCCCCAGAGAUAUAUGUAG
This is a messenger RNA of Talaromyces proteolyticus, 1206 nucleotides long. Its product is annotated as FAD dependent oxidoreductase. Bases 1 to 1206 code for a protein of 401 amino acids. The transcript has 2 exons. The record is from RefSeq and is a predicted model, not a curated record. Lineage: Eukaryota; Fungi; Ascomycota; Eurotiomycetes; Eurotiales; Trichocomaceae. Gene Ontology annotation, cellular component: cytoplasm; late endosome. Gene Ontology annotation, biological process: retrograde transport, endosome to Golgi. Gene Ontology annotation, molecular function: oxidoreductase activity.